Cricetulus griseus (Chinese hamster) is the source of this 1214-nucleotide messenger RNA. The record is from RefSeq and is a predicted model, not a curated record. Lineage: Eukaryota; Metazoa; Chordata; Mammalia; Rodentia; Cricetidae.
CGGUGAUGUCAUUGGCAACCAAUCAAAAACUUAAAAGAGCCAGCCCGGGCCCGCGCGGAGCAGCAGCUCUCUAUUUACAUGUAAACCUAGGCGGCCGCCAGACGCGGUUAACCCUUCCCGGGGCUGAAGUGUCAAUGGCUCGCACUGGCCGCUCUGGCUGAAACUGGUUCUCCCGGCGUGGCGGACCCCGGCCUCGCGGGGUCUCCAUUCCACUUCGUGACUCGGGGUGGAGGCUCAGGAGUGUCCGGCCAACUUUCCCGAGGCGGUAGGCGACCCGAAGCCGGGUCUCUCCAUGGCCGUGACAGCGCAGCGCGGGACGUGAGCGCGCACAGGGCCGGCCUCCCCGCAGCCCGGCUCUGUCCGGCCCGCAGAUGUCGCUGCCUCUCCGGCUGCCCUACUGCUCUCCCGCGCGGCGGCUGCGCGCCGUGCUCCUGUUCCCUUACUUCCGUGCCCCGGUCACUCCCCCGCCGUCCCCGGUGUGUUCACAGGAGCCCGACUCGGAACUCGAAGGUGGCAGCCCGGAGAGCUGCGCGGAGGAGGAGGUUUGGCUCUACUCCAGCGGCCACUGGGGGCGCGUGCUGCGCGGCGGCGUGGGGGCCAUCCCGCAAGGCUGGGCGUGGCCGGGCUCGCCCAGCGGCCCACCAGCGCCACAGCCCCGGCACCGGCCCUCAACCCAGCCCACCCCGGGCCUGGCCCCUUCCGCUGCCACCUCCCCGAUCGCCGUGUCUUGGCACUCGCAGUCCAUCCGCCCCGCGGUGCUGGGCCCUCGGCCGUCCGUGGGGCAGCGCCCUCGGAGAGCCAAGGAGCGCCAGCCUGGAACUGCAAGCGCGGGCGGGAAGGAGCCCGAGUUUAGGGUGGUGAACAUCCACAAUGAGCGGCGCUGGAGGAGCUUGGAGGAGCCGAAUCCAGCUUUCUCGGUUCCCCGAACUUUGGCCAUCAGAGGGGUCGCUAGUCGCAGCCUGUGUCCGGGGAAGAGAAGUGGGAAGCUGAACAAGCCUGCCAGCGCCUCGCCAGAAAAAUAUCAGGGAAGCUGCAGAACAGUAACCCUGGAAUUCAAAGGAGUGGAAAAGCCUAGAUGAACUAUGACGACGAUGCAUCAAAGAAUCCUAAAGCAAUAGAGCUUUUUAUACCUCCCUACCCCCUCCUAGCUCAGAGAGGAAGACCAAAUGUCAAGUAAUUGAAGUGGAAUAAAAACAUUAUCUGCUCUGUGCAAA